GAUUUUUUUUUUUAGGGUCGAUGCCGAUACCGAUCAGCCUUGGCCGAUGACCGAUACAGGCUGACGAUAUUUGGAGCAGAUUUUUUUCUCCCACGAUUUACAUCAUAAAAAUGACCCAACGAUGAUAACAAAUGUUACAAGUCUCAAUUUAAAAAUGGAACAUUUAUUGAACUGAAUGUAAAUCAAGUAUAUAUAUAUUGGCCGGCCGAUAUAUCGGUGGAUCACUACACUCAGUAAGGAAUAAACCAUUCCGGGCUGUCCCGUUGUUGGAACCUACUGUAUGACGAGCGGUCUCGAAACACGUUACGCCCCUAGUUAAAAAAACAAUAAGAGAUCCGAAUACUCGUUAACGCGUUAGUUUGUAACACGAUGCCGCCAACAUUGCAUAUAGCAGAGCUCUAUCUAUCCAUCGGUUUGACAGACUAAAUAUAUAUCUACUAAAAAGGUAUGUAUUGUGUAUUUACCCGGUCGUAUUUCUCUCGGAGUUUCUGGGCCUUCUCCUCGUAGGGCAGUUUGUCAGUCUGGGUCAGUUUGCUCCACAUCUCUCCCAGCCUCUUGGCACAGUCUCCUAUAGACAGGCCGGGGUACUGCUGCUUGACACUGGGCCGGUACUCACCGCAGAACACAAAGAACGCCGACCUGCAAAUACACACAGAGAAGAAACAUUAGGUUAUAGGUCUAGAGGGAGAAGGGGUUUCUGGGUAAUGCAGUUCUAUAGUGAAGUGAUUUAAAAUCUAGUUUGUGCUAUUUUUGUUCCCUCAUUCUCUAUAAAGUGAAAAAAGGAAUAAAGUAUAGGAGAAGAUAUAGGGGUUUCUUACGGUGGUCGUUUGGGCGCAUUUGGGUCUUUCCUCUUGCGGCCCCUCUUCCCGAAGCCCUUGGGUGGGACGUAGUCCUUCAUCUCGCGGUUGUAGCGCACCUUGUCGGCCUUCGCCAUGUCUUCAAAGCACUUCUUAUCGCUGGGAGUCAGACCCUGGUGGAGAUCAACAAAACCGUGUUACACUGUGUGUAGUUGUAGUAGUAGUUCAUAUUAGCCUUACCACUACAUAUCAGUAAAUAUCACUAUCACUUACACUACCCCUAACACUAAAUAUCCUUAACACUACAUAUCACUAACCUUACCACUUCUAUAAUUAAUUAAUAAUAAAAUUAAGGUAAAUUUCAUUUUAGUUAUAAAAAAAGGUUUUUCCCUUGUUAAAAUAUCAUUGGAGAUAUUUUCAAUGACAAACGUACGCAUCCAAAAUGAAUAUUGUUAUUUGGGUGACAUUUUUAUGGCGCCAACUUUGCCAAUGGGACAUUGCGUGCGUUUUGAAGAAGCAUUAGGUCAAGCGUGUGUUGGGUGUGUUUAAAUGAGGUAGACACAUCAAGAAGGCGUUUGAUGGCUUUGUUUUACUCGUCCACAAAUCCUAUAUGUUUUACUGAUAUGUCAACAUGUGGAAAUUAAAUUCUCUGUAGUAGACUGAAAUCAUUACACUUAUUAGUGAAAAAGGCAUUACUGAUGUUUAUUUGAAGAUAUCAGCGAUUCAGUUUUUUCCCAUGUCAAAAUGGUGUUGGAUCUACAAAGUCUGAAAUUAACAUUUUUAAAUGUGGAAAUGACAUUUCCAGUAGUAAAAAGCUAAUAGUCAGCCCUGCUGCUUCAAUGAUAAAAGGGGGUGCUUUAGAACCUGUUUCUCUCUCUGGCGAGUCUGUCUCCCUCAUUAACCUGUGUCUCUCACUGGUGAACCUGUCUCUGUCCUUGUUGAACCGUCGUCUCUCUCAGCAGCCUGUCUCCAUCUCCGGUAAACCUCUCUCUUUCUGGCGAACCCGUCUCUCUCGCUGGUGAACCCGUGUGUCUCUGUCGCACUGAUGAACCUGUCACUCUCUCUGUCAGCAGCGUGUCUCACCUUCCAGCGUUCUGAGCACUUCUUGGAGAACUCUGCGAAGUUGACAGACUGCUCAGGGUUCUUCUUCCGGUGCUCCUCUCGGCACGUCUGGACGAAGAACGCGUACGCAGACGUUUUGCCCUUAGGCUUGUUGUGGUCCUUGCGCAUCAUCUUCCUACCUGCAAACACAGGAGCAUACUAUGUUAGUCCUUCCUGCUACCGGUCUCCUAACCCGGCCACUGUGGGACCAUGUCUCCCUAACCCAGUCUCUGUGGAGACCGGGUCAUGGAAAAAAGGCAGCACAAUUCAGUUGAGCAGAACACUGAAAAAGUCACAUUCUUGCAUGAAAUGCAAGAAUAUCUGUUUCUAGCUGAAUUUGCUGUACGAGACCAUUUUGUUAUUAGUCCCCUCCCACCAAAAUGUCAGACCAAUUAGGGCAUCUCUUCGGUGAUUGGUUUUGGGAAUACAUCUUUCCUUUCAAUCACAUAUAGCUUAGCUCCACCCACAGGUGCAUAAAUGCAACAUGAUUUGGCUCAAUGGCAGAGAAGACCCUGAGCCUUCUUAAUUAUGUCCUAAAUUCUAUAUUGAAGCCUAAUGCAUUAUAAUUCUACCUGCUACACAGCAGCCUACAGCAUUAUAUAUAGUCCUACCUGCUACAAAGGCGCCUACACUAAUUAUAGUCCUACCUGCUAAAUAGGAGCCUACAGCAUUAUAGUCCUACCUGCUAAAAAGGAGCCUACAGCAUUAUAGUCCUACCUGCUAAAAAGGAGCCUACAGCAUUAUAGGCCUACCUGCUAAAUAGGAGCCUACAGCAUUAUAGUCCUACAAGGAGGAACGUAAAAUAAAGGAAGAGAGCACAUUUAAGACUUAACCUUGGACAUUUGUUGGGCAUUUGCUAUUAUAUACGUAUAUCUUAUGUACGAUUAAAUUAUGCAUCGAUUAAUUUUGGUAACAGAAAUCCACUAUGAAAAUGUUGCAAUCCUAAUAUUGAGACUGAAAAGGUUUACGGAUAAGGUGUUAUUAUAAACACUCAUUAAUUAUGGUUUAACAGUUUUGCAUGUUUAAAGGCAUGCAAUAGUUUGCAACAACUGCAACAUAUUUAGGAUGGAUCAUAUAAUUCAAAAUAGCUUAUCUUGCGAAAAAAUCAUUUUAAAUAAUAAAACACAUACAAUGUACAGGUUGAGGACUUAACGUGUCAAAAAAAAAAGAGAAUGUCCAUAUUAAAUAUAAAGACAUAGUAUACACAUGUUGACAUCCUAACGUGAAAACUUAUUAAAGUGUUAAAAAGUGGAUGGAUGGUGAUGGUGGCAGAUUAACGAAUAACAAAGAAAACGAGGAAUCCAUUUUCUUUCCGAGCAGGGCCGUGUAUGUGCUCCACAUCCCGGGCAGAAAGCCUUCUCUAACCCUCCGGCUGGAGCCUCUACCCGGCUCCGUUCAGCCGGCUAUGAACUGUGGUCUGCGGCCAGAGACUGGAAACUAACGUUAGCCGAGAUUUCUAUUGACAUCUAUUGGUGCAGUUAGCCUAGCCAUGCUAACCCAGUAGACAGGACUGUAAACUCCAUUCACCAUCGAUGCUGCAGUUAGCCUAGCAAUGCUAACAUGCUAACCCCAGCAGAACAAUGGGCCACCAUUUGCUUCCCGCCCUAUGCAGUGCUAGCUGUCCCAUCCCCCUCCGCUAGCACCCUGCUAACUAGCACAUUUACUACUACACUAUAUUGCAUGCUUAACAGUAUAUUACAGACUUUACUACCAAUGUGCUUCAUAAUACAUUCAGACUAUUUUCCGAACUGUUAAAGGUAAUUUCGGUCACCCAAUGCCCGAGCGGCACACAUUUGCAAUGGAAACCUCGUCAUUGAUAACGAUGCGCAUUUACACCGGAGGGCUCCGUCUAUUCUAUGGAUCCAUCGCGGGUUGUUUAGUCUAUUCGCUGGAGCUCAACCUUGAUGGGUCCAUCUAUUUUCUGGAUUCAUAGCGUUUGUCAAGUCUAUUCUCUGUGGCUCAUAGCGGACGGCUCCAUCUAAUAUCUGAGUUGACAUUGUGCCAGUGGCUGGGGACUACUCUUAAAUGGCCGUUGCGUGAUUGAAGAAGCAUGUUGUAUAAAACUUCCCUAAAUUAAUUAAUGUUAUAACUGCAGAGAAAAACAUCACUAACGUUACUCUCCAGAAUGGCAUUUAAUCAAUAAAACAAGGGGCAGUUGAAAUAAGGCUUCUAAUUGGAUGAGAAUAAUUUAAGAGAGACAUUAAUAAGAUCCAAUAGUGAAUAGUAUUAGUGAUAUUAUGCAUUAGUAUUCAUGUACUUACUGUGUGUUGGGGUCACGUUGUGUUGUUGUUCGGGUUCCGGCGGCUGCGGACUGGAGACCGUUGCUUUGAAACUGGGUUGAGCUGGAGCCGAGACCACGCCCCACAGGCACGCCCACCUCGACCGAGACCAUUCAGUGGGCGUGGCCGAUUGGGCGUGUCUCAAUCCCGUUUGAAACCUACAGUUUCCAAUAUAGCCCCGCCCAUGGGUACGCCCCCUCCCGACAUCACCCAUUCAGUGGGCGUGGUUAUGCCUGCAUAGAGAAGCGGGGCCAUUUAAAUACAAGUUUCCAGUUGGCUAGAAGGCGUGCAGGUCAAGUCCAUGUGCUGCCCCGCCCAUCAGACACGCCCCCGUUGGUUCUCUCCAUGGGGGGGCGGGACUCGGUGACAAAAAGGGAAGGGGUUAUUUGUAUAAACAAGUCAGAUAGGUUGCAAAUACUGCCAGUCAACCUUUUCAAAUGAUAAAAUAUUAUAAUAUCAAUAUAAUCCUAGCCAAACGACGAGGGUCCACCACGGAAAUAAAAAUAACGAAACUUAACCGAUAGGUAACCCAGUAAUCCCACGACAACCCUGAUAUACAGUAACCCAUUGCAACCCGCCAACAUCCCAAGCUGUGCAGCAGAAAGGGCUACAUUCACAAACAGCAUCAUUAAACAAUAACUCAUGCAAACUAACAUUAUCGGUUUACUACAAUAUAAAACAACCUUUCAUAUAAUAUAUAACAAUCAUUUCUCACAUACUAAGAUCGACAAUGUAAGAUUCAGCUUUAGAGUUCACAGAAAGCCGGUUUACAAAAUAUAAACCCUGCAUACUAAAUAUUGUAACCGAAAGCAGUUCAUAGUUGAUUAAUUUGUGGGGCGAUUCCAAAAGCUGAGGAGUUUUGACCCUUUCUGCACAUCGUUGUGAGGAAGUGUUUUGCGGGAAGCGACAGGUUUGAAACUUUGAAGUUGGUUACCGAAGGACUUGAAGCGGUGGUGUUGGUACCGAAGGACUUGAAGCGGUGGUGUCGGUACUGGAGGAUAACAGCCGUGGUGACGGUACUGGAGCAUUAACACCGUGGUCAAGGUAUCGGAGGACUGUGAGCCGGUGGUGUCGGUACCGGAGGACUGGGAGUCGUGGUGUCGGUACCGGAGGACUGGGAGGCAUGCUGUCGGUGCCGGAGGACGAAGAGCCGUAGUGUCGGUAUUGGACUGUUCUGAGUCGUGGAAGGAAUGGAGAAGUUUUUAGAUCGGUUUCCCGGCAGGAGUGAUGCGGAGAGGUCGUGGCUCAAGGAGGUAUUUGGGUUUGUGAAGCAUCAGCUAGGCUCCGCGCCCGACACCUCUUUGACAGAGGAAGCUGCCCUUGACCUCAGUGUGAGUCUGCUGAGGAGAAUAGAAGAGAUACACAACACCUGUACACUGCCUCUCAGCUACAGGCUGCUGUCUGUCUCUGAGCUGGUGGCCAGGCAAAAGGUUGCUUGUGUGAGCAAUUUGUCCUGGAGCACCAAUCAGCACAAAGCCUGGGUGAAGGAGGCGGAGUCAGAGCAGGCCCACCACAAGGCCUUACCUCGGGUUCACCUGCUUCUGAUUGGCUACCUGAGAGCGGGGCGGGCCGGAGAGCUGAGGCUGACCGACGCAAGCGGGGAUGUGACAUGCGAGUGUGUAUCUCCAUCUCCUCAGUGGUUGGGCCAACCUGUGUUUCUUCCUCAUUGGAACUACAUCCCCCACAAUGCACCUCACAUGGGGCUGGUGGAGCUAAUUGGCUCUCCAGUACUGCUGAGUCCUUGCCAGGGAUUGGCGGUUCAUCCUGGCGGGGCGGAGCUUAGCAGAGCCGAUGGGGUCAAAGAGGCCGCUGCACGACUCCUUACAAGGUGUCAGGGUGUGCGUGUGCAGCUGUGUGGGGUGGUGUGUUCAGUCAGUCCUGUGCUGGAGGUCUCUGAUAGCACCUUCUUCAUCCUCAUCCUCAAGGACCCCCAAAACUCCCAGACCCUGCCUGUCCUGGUCCAGGAGACCAGCUGUUUGUGGUGGAGUCAAUGUGUGUUUGUGGAUCAGUGUGUGUAUGUGACAGUAUUGCGUGUGUGUGUGGUGCGUGGCUGGAAGGGAAACCGACUCCUCUGUGCGACCAGCAAGUCCAAACUGCACAUCCUGCCACAUGCACUCUCCCCUAACACUCACACCACACACACCCCCAACACACUCUCUCCUCACACACACGCCACAAACACAAACACGCAAGACACAGAAACGCACACACUCUCACCUCACGCACAAACUCCCGAACAACACACCGACACGCAAACAAUCUCACUUCAAACACACACACCACAGCAACAAAACACAGAAACAUUCACGCAACCUUUAGAAGCAACAGAGCAGAAGGUGGAGCCAAACGUGAUCAUCCAAUCAGGUGUCAGGAUGAAGCGCUCCAAAGUCAUCAGUUACCAGGGUGUGGUCACUGAGGUGCUGAGUGAGGAGGCGGGACUAUACAUGAUUGAUGGGGAAGUGGGCCUGUGUCUGGCCCAUCAACCACCUCGGAGGAGGGGCCUCCGGACGGGAGAUCAUUUACAGAUCCAUGGUGUCCACUUCCUCUACCAGCCGUGUCCGGACCUUCCUCCCAGCAUGCUUUGCGUGUGUCUGCGCUCCACCCUGAGGGUCACAACCUUUAGCCCGCUGGCUACCCCUGAACCCGGCUCACCUGGACCCUUGUCGUUACCACGGUUACUACUCAAACAGGAUGUGGGCGUGUCCCAGUACCUCUGGAUCAGUCAUGUGACAAAACAACUCAGAUGCAGCCUGGUUCCCAGGUGGCUGAAAGCAAACACGGUGUGUGCUGUUGCCUGGAGGAUUCUGCAGCUUCUGUUUAAAAGAACCGAAGGAGGAAGAAGAAGAGACAUUUAUACAGAAAUACUGGAAGACCCCCACACCUGUCCUCUCUCUCAGUACACAGCGGACCCCCUGGUGUGUCAGUACGUGUGCGUGAGGGAGUGUCUGGGUGCGUUGGAGUCCCAGUGUGGGUCCGGAGCAUCUCUUCGCUCUCUGCUGCUCCCCGGUGGGGCCAGCCUCAGCAAGGCUCAGCUCAAUCAGCGGCUGGCCUGGUCCCACAGCGCCCGCCCAGGGACCCGAACCAGACCGCCUACACCCCAACAGGAACAGGCCGGUCCACAGAAGGACCAGUCCGGUCCAGGACACACUCGUGGACAGCGCCCCCUGGUGUUGGUGGGGGUCCUGGAGCUCCCUGGCCAGACGGACGCAGCACACACCUCGUUACACACCCACACCUCACCACACACCCUCCAGUUGAGAGACGGGUCCGGGCGUGUGGCCUGUGUCGUCACCGAACCUCAUGAGGACCGGCAGAGGGCUGUCUUCAACUCUGCCUGGAUCGGUUGUCUGGUGUGCAUCAAGCGGGUCACCAUGGUUACAGAGCAGUUCCUUCAAUCAGAUUUCCCUUCCUACACACACCUGGAACAAGAUGGAUAUAUCACUCACAAACACUACAGAUCCUAUCUCCAGUUCUGUUCGAGUGAUGUGCACAUCCUGAGCCCCUCGGUUGCCAUGGCAACGCACCUGCAAGCAGAGAGGGCUAAGAGAGGAGAGGAGGAGGAGGAGAGGGAGGAGAAGAGAGUGAAGCUUGAUGGAGAAGAGGAGGAGAGGUUACCUAGGAGCAGUCAGCAUCCAUGCGUCUCUGUGGUGAUGAGGGUGGAGCAAAAAGAGGGCUUGUCCUGGAGGAACACGGGUGCUGAGCGAGAGGAGGCUGGGCUUACUCUCAGCUUCCAGGUUAGAGCUGAGCUGCUUGGUCCAGCCCUGAAAUGGGGGAAGGACCCAAAAAAUAGCCUGGUCACGGGCGCGGAAAUGGACAAUCAUGUUACCAAGGUACAGGUUGUGUAUCAGUCGAGGGCCGUGCAAUGGUUUCCUGUCUUGCAGCCAAACUGUUUGUACCGGAUCGUUGUUCCAAAUACACAGGAUACCAGCCUUCUGAGUGGUAAAGUGGCUCCUUGGCAGAGCAAGGUGGAACUACACACUGACCCCGCCCUCCAGGUGGGCUCCGAUUGGACGUUCCACACACUUGCCCUGCCCAAUCUCCUCCACAGCCAGUGUCUCUCUCCCAACCUGAUGUCUGUCUCUGAACUUCUGGACUCCAGUUCAGCAGAGAUGGUUUGGUUUCAGGGUGUGUUGUCCGAAAGGAUUAGUCUGCUAGAAAAUACCAACACUGGUCACGCACACUCGGAUGUUGGGGAGGGUCUUAAACUUCGCCUCACAAUGUGUGACCAGAGUGGGAGGAGUGUUCACGUAUAUCUGGAUCUAAGCCGCGCCCCUUACCCACCUGGCCUGUUGCCUGGCAACACGCUGCUGCUGUCAGCUUUUCAACGGAGGCUGUCGAGAUCAGGGGGUGUCUACUGUAACUCUCUCCCUGUGAGCUGUGUUACUGUCAGCCAGCUGGGAGACUCUAGCCCUCCCCAGCCCUCCACUCCACUCGUGCAUCUGAUGGACUGGAUGCAGCCCGGGGAGAAGAGGUGCAUUGUGGGUCAGGUCAAAGGUCAUGUGGUCUGUGUGCUCUACCUUCAGCUGACCUGGAGCUGCUCUCUCUGUGACAGCACGUUCAUACAGUCCAGAUGUUCCAGUCCUCAAUGUUACUCCACCACAGCUGUCUUCCAAUCCACAGCCAAGAUCAUUAUGGAGGAUGGUACAGGGGAGGCCCAAGUCUGGUUCUCCUGUCCACUAGUUCGUCUUCUAUUGGGAUUGGCUGAUUCUCAGUGGGAGGAGCUACAGCGAGCCUUGCGGGUCAGAGGGCGUAUCCGCGUCUACUCCCGUGGGCGGGGUCUGGUGUGUGAGGAGGACUCUGACUGCCUGCUCCAGUACCUGAGCAGCCUAUGUAGCAGUAGCACCGUGUGCCGCUCGCUCACACUCACCUGUCGGGCACGCGCACACACACAGCAAGCAGAGGGUGAAGCCCGAAGGUUCACUCGAGGCGAGACGGACUUCAUGACCCGGAUGCUCUUGCCUUUACAACUGACCUGUACCCACAUAGAGGCAGACAGUUAGACCUGUACCCGCAUAAAGGCAGACAGACAGAGAGAGGCAGCCAUCACCAGGGGCGACGGCUGAGAUGGUAUCCAUGGUGACUUGGAAGCAGCAACCCAUCAGAACGUCUCUCCAGCAGGGGACCAAUCAGAACGUCUCUAGAGGGGACCCCGAUGUAGGAACGAAUCACAACGUCUCUCUAGCGGGGACCCAGACGUGGGGACCAAUCAGAACGUCUCUCUCGCGGGAUCCCAGGUUUAGGGACCAAUCAGAAGCUCGCUCUUGCGGGGACCCAGACGUGGGGACCAAUCAGAACGUCUCUCUAGUGGGGAUCCCAGACGUGGGGACCAAUCAGAACGUCUCUCUCGCGGGAUCCCAGGUUUAGGGACCAAUCAGAAGCUCUCUCUGGCGGGGACCCAGAUGUAGGGGCCGCUCUGCUCCUGGAUGACCGCAGUCACCUGGUCGUAAACGUCCUGGAAACUCCCGCCUUCCACCAUCGCUGCAACACAAGCCACAAAGGCAUCGUAGUACUGCAGUACUAGUACAGGGUAUAUAGACACCAUUGUGUGGAGAGGGUCUGACGGAUGGCCCGAGUUAGGUUGAUGAGUCUCUGGAGCCAGCCAUCCCCACACACACUCCAGCCCAGUAACGCCACCUAGGGGGCUAGAGUCAAGAGCGACUGCUACAUGCAGUAUGAAUGUGGUUUACAGAAAGGAUACACAGCAUAGAGAUAGCAUUAAAAGUAUAUAUAGUGUAUAUAGAUAGCAGAUAGAGAGCAUACAAAGUAUAUAUAUACAGUAUAUAGUGUAUAUAGAUAGCAGAUAGAGAGCAUACAAAGUAUAUAUAUACAGUAUAUAGUGUAUAUAGAUAGUAUAAAGAUAGCAUACAAAGUAUAUAUAUACAGUAUAUAGUGUAUAUAGAUAGCAUAGAAAGUAUAUAUAUACAGUAUAUAGUACAUAUAGAUAGUAUAUAGAUAGCAUACAAAGUAUAUAUAUACAGUAUAUAGUGUGUAUAGAUAGUAUAUAGUAUACAAAUAGUAUAUAGAGUAUAUAGAUAGCAUAUAGAGUAAAUAGAGAAUAUAGACAGAAUAUACAGUGAAGAUGGUAUAUAGAGUAUAUAGAUAGAAUAUACAGUUUAAAGAUAGUAAGUAGAGUAUAUAGAUAGCAUAUAGAGUAAAUAGGGUAUAUAGAUAUAAGAUAUAGUAAAAAGGUAGUAUAUAGAAAUAAUAUACAGUAUAAAGAUAGUAUGUAGAGUAUAUAGUUAUAAUACACAGUAUAAAGAUAGUAUAUAGAGUAUGCAUAUGGUAUAUAGUACCUGUGAAACACUCUAUGAAGUCCUGCUCCAGGGUGAUGGCGCGGUCCAGAGCCUUCCCAGCCUGGUCCUCCGACAGACGCUUGUUCAAGUCCCUGGACACACGAACACAUUGACACAGCAGUGUUACUAAUGGAUACUCAGUACCACUGCGGCUCUUCGUCCUCAUCACUGACCAAUGAACUGCAUUCUUCUACAUGUGUAGUAUGUAGUAAUAAUACUAGUGUGAUGAAGUCGUCGUUAGUACUCACAGGAUGUUCUGCAGCGAGCGCGGUCGAAUGAAGAUGGCGAUGGGGUGGAGGUUAGCAGCCUGGAGCCUCCUCACAGCGUUGGCCGACACGUCCAGUACACAGUGUUUACCCUGCUGUAACAAAGCCAGUACAGUGUUUACCCUGCUGUAACACAGCCAGAACAGUGUUUACCCUGCUGUAACAAAGCCAGUACAGUGUUUACCUUGUUGUAACACAUCCAGUACACAGUGUUUACCCUGCUGUAACAAAGACAGUACACAGUGUUUACCCUGCUGUAACACAACCAGAACAGUGUUUACCCUGCUGUAACACAGCCAGAACAGUGUUUACCUUGUUGUAACAAAGCCAGUACAGUGUUUACCUUGUU
Messenger RNA from Gadus chalcogrammus (walleye pollock), 11085 nucleotides. RefSeq names its product CTS telomere maintenance complex component 1 (gene ctc1). The record is from RefSeq and is a predicted model, not a curated record. Gene Ontology annotation, cellular component: membrane; CST complex. The coding region runs from base 5368 to 9177 and encodes 1269 amino acids. Gene Ontology annotation, biological process: positive regulation of DNA replication; telomere maintenance via telomere lengthening. NCBI's taxonomy places the organism in Eukaryota, Metazoa, Chordata, Actinopteri, Gadiformes, Gadidae. The transcript is spliced from 26 exons. Gene Ontology annotation, molecular function: telomeric repeat DNA binding; single-stranded DNA binding.